Centruroides sculpturatus (bark scorpion) is the source of this 1274-nucleotide messenger RNA. RefSeq names its product multidrug resistance-associated protein 4-like. Gene Ontology annotation, biological process: transmembrane transport. Gene Ontology annotation, molecular function: ATP hydrolysis activity; ATP binding; ATPase-coupled transmembrane transporter activity. Lineage: Eukaryota; Metazoa; Arthropoda; Arachnida; Scorpiones; Buthidae. Gene Ontology annotation, cellular component: membrane. The transcript is spliced from 9 exons. The annotation marks the transcript as partial. The record is from RefSeq and is a predicted model, not a curated record.
AAGAGGAAUAGCGCAUAUAUUGGGAUAUCCUAUAUGUAGAUUAUUUACUUCCCUCACAUAUCUUGCAUUUUUCUUAAAUGGAGGACAACUGAAUGCUCAAAUUAUAUAUAUCACUAUGGCUGUUUCGGCACAUAUUUUCGGUAGCACUAUUUUUCUAUUUUCACGUGCAGCAGAUUGCGCUGCAGAAGUUUUGGUUUCGUUGAAGAGACUUCAGGAUUUCCUUCUUCUUCAAGAAAAAGAUGACGAGACUCUCAAAGCUGUAGAGGAUAGCAAAAUUUUAACCGAAUAUGGAAUACGGAUGAAUAAUGUCACAGCUACAUGGAAAAAAGAAGCCUACCCAACAUUAAAAGAUAUAUCUAUAAACGUACAACCUGGAGAAUUAUUAACUGUUAUAGGCCCUGUAGGAUCAGGAAAGACGUCUUUCUUAUUGUCCAUUUUGGGAGAAAUUCCUGUUACUUCCGGUAAAGUGAUAGCGAAAGGAAAAAUUGCUUACGCUUCUCAAGAAGCUUGGGUAUUUAACGGAUCAAUCAGAGAAAAUAUCUUGUUCGGAGAAGAAUACGAAGAGAAGAGAUAUAAAAAAGUUUUGUAUAUAACUGCUCUAGAAAAGGAUCUAAGUUUAUUUCCUAAAGGAGAUCUAACUACCGUGGGAGAAAGAGGAGUGAUAAUGAGCGGUGGGCAAAAAGCAAGAAUUAAUCUAGCAAGAGCAUUAUAUCUGGAUGCCGAUAUAUUCCUCCUUGAUGAUCCACUAAGUGCUGUUGAUGUUCCAGUGGCUAAACAUAUCUUCGAAAAAUGUAUAAUGGAAUAUCUGAAUGACAAGAUUUGUAUUUUAGUUACGCAUCAAGUACAAUUUUUAAAUUCUGCAAGUAAAAUUUUAGUGUUAAAUAAGGAAAAAUUUGAAAUCGUUGGCAAUUACAAUAGAAUAGAAAAUUUAGAAAUGCUUACAGGAAUUUCGUCUGAUAAUGAAAAUAGGAUGGAAUUAGAAACUAGUCUUUUGAACGAUGAUAAAAUAUUUGAAAGUACUCAAACUGAUAUGUCUUAUGAAACUGAAAAUAUUGAUAGUAACAACAGUAACCUGGAAAAUGAAAAUAAAAAAAUACCACCUGACGAUGUAGAAGUUGGAACAAUAGGAAUUUCAGUCUAUAAAGAAUAUUUGAAUGCUGGAUCAAGUUUUCUCUUCAGGAUAUUGUUAUUACUAAUGCUAGUUGUAGCACAAUCCGUUACAAAUACCAGUGAUUAUUGGCUAGUCAAAUGGUAUGCUAUUUUUCAUGAUGAAU